Molecule: messenger RNA, 1026 nt
Organism: Cutaneotrichosporon cavernicola
Lineage: Eukaryota; Fungi; Basidiomycota; Tremellomycetes; Trichosporonales; Trichosporonaceae
Gene: HMT1
Exons: 6
Coding region: 1-1026 (341 amino acids)
Biological process (GO): peptidyl-arginine methylation
Cellular component (GO): nucleus
Molecular function (GO): protein-arginine N-methyltransferase activity
Source: RefSeq, a predicted model, not a curated record
AUGUCCACCACCGACAAGACCAACGGCGCCGACCAGGUGUCCGCCGAGCAGAUGACCUCGCGCGACUACUACGCGGACAGCUAUGCGCACUUUGGCAUUCACGAGGAGAUGCUCAAGGACCAGGUCCGCACCAUGUCGUACCGCGACAGUAUCAUCCAGAACAAGCACCUGUUCAAGGACAAGGUUGUUCUGGACGUUGGGUGCGGAACUGGUAUCCUGUCCAUGUUUGCGGCUAGCGCUGGCGCCAAGCUCGUCAUUGGAGUGGACAUGAGCAACAUUCUCGACCAGGCACAGAAGAUUAUCGACGCAAACGGCUUCCAUGACAAGAUCGUGCUCCUCAAGGGCAAGCUUGAGGACAUUGAGCUUCCCGUCAAGGAGGUCGACAUUAUCAUCUCAGAGUGGAUGGGUUACUUCCUCCUUUACGAGUCGAUGCUCGACACCGUCCUCCUUGCGCGCGACAAGUACCUUGCUCCCAACGGUCUCCUCUUCCCCGACGUGGCCACUAUCUACAUCGCGGCGAUCGAGGACCAGGAGUAUAAGGAGGAGAAGAUCAACUUCUGGGAUGACGUGUACGGCUUCGACUACAGCUGUAUCAAGGACAUUGCGCUGCGCGAGCCCCUUGUCGACUGCGUCGAGCUUAAGAGCGUCGUCUCGCAGCCUUGUGCCAUCAAGCACAUUGACAUCCGGACCGUCACCAAGGAGGACCUUGCUUUCAAGGUCCCCUUCCAGCUCAAGGCGACGCGCAACGACUACGUACACGCCUUCCUCGGUUGGUUCGACAUUCAGUUCUCUGCAUGCCACAAGCCCAUCAGGUUCUCCACAGGACCCCAGGCAAAGUACACGCACUGGAAGCAGACCGUGUUCUACACCCCUGAGACCAUGACCGUGUCGGAGGGUGACGUUAUCAAGGGCGAGCUCACCUGCGCGCCCAACGCACGCAACAACCGCGACCUGGACAUUGUGAUCGACUACGAGGUGGAGGGUGCCGAGGCCGUCAAGGGUUCGAUGACUUACAAGAUGUCUUAA